GGGGAAACGCCGGAGGAGAAAGGGAGGUGAAAAGAGAAAGGACGACGUCAGAUGUGGGAUGGCUUUGGGUGGAGUUAAGAGAAUAGCCAACUAAAAAAGUCCCAAGACCGAGUUGGCAACACUCUGAAUGAGUCGUGGAUUCGGAGAGCCUGACUGAAGAAGACAACGUACGCUACGUUUGGAAGACUCCCGAGCCCACCACGUCUUCGGCGUCUUGGCUAUCCACGAUCUUCCCUGUUGGAAUGACGGUGUGUGUGUGCUUUCCAGGGGGCCACACCAUGGCUGAGGGGAGCUGCUUUCCAGCCUGUUAGCCACCUCGGUCCGCCCAGCAGACCUCCACUCAGGCCCCAGGAAGCAGAGCUAGAAAACCACGAGGGCCCUUCGGGGAAACGCUGACUCCCGAGAGGAUAAACACAAAAAAGCUGCCGGGAAGCGGAGUCCCUGCAACAACGCUUAGUGGACUCUUCCGUAUCUAAGUGAGGGAAUUCAGUUGCUCUUUUCAAGCGGGAACUCAACCCUGUGCACAACAAUACCGGGAAUUCACCUCCAGGCCGUUUCCUCGAUCCACGGUGCGGAGGAGGUCACAGCCGCCAUGUGUCAUGUGAUCGUGACCUGUCGCUCCAUGCUAUGGACCCUGUUCAGCAUCAUGGUGGCCUUCGCCGAGCUCAUCGCCUUCAUGAGCCCCGAUUGGCUGCUGGGCUACCCCCGGCCAGGAUCCGGGGUCGGCGGCGUGCUGUCCGGCGGUGGGGAGUACCGGCCGUCCUUGGGGCUCUACAGCCGCUGCCUGCGUAUCGGGGGCCGGGCGGUGACGUGCGGCCCAUACGCUCAGACUUUCGGAGAAGUGGCGAGCGGCUUCUGGCAGGGGGCCAUGUUGUUCCUGGCGGCGGGAACGCUGGUGCUGGGCUGCGUGGCGUGCAUGUCCAUUUUCACGCUGUGCUUCCAGAGCUGCCUGAGGAAAAGCAUCUUCAACAUCUGUGGACUGCUCCAGGCCAUUGCCGGCCUCCUGCUGAUGGUGGGGCUCAUGCUGUACCCCGCCGGCUGGGGCUCGGAGAAGGUGUUGGACUACUGCGGAGCCGAGGCCUCCCCCUUCCGGCCGGCCCAGUGCUCCCUGGGCUGGGCCUUCUACGCCGCCAUCGGCGGGACCCUGGCCUCCUUCGUGUGCGCGGUGUUCUCGGCGCAGGCCGAGGUGGCCACCUCCAGCGACAAGGUGCAGGAGGAGAUCGAGGAGGGGAAGAGCCUCAUCUGCCUUCUCUGAACCGGGGGACUGAGGGAACCGGGGAUCUCCCUGGGAGACGCUGGAACUUCUCCUAGAAAGAGCACGGGGUGGGUGGGGGAUAGGGAAAAGUCUUCAUGGAAGCCAGGAUGAAAGUGCUGUUUCCUUCCAGGCCAGCGAGCCACAGUUCCGGAUGUAAGGAGGCCAGAGGAGCUGUUCCUCCUAAAUGUUUUCUCUGGCUGUACUCUUGGGCCGACCCGAGUCUGAUGUGCCAAAACAUACUCUGCAUGAGAGAGGGCUAAAGGAUGUGACACUAGCAUUUAUUCAAUCUGACGUGCACUCCUUACUUAAUAACAAUUAUGACUCAUAUCAACACUGGAGUGCUGUUGAGUCCUUUUUAUAACCGCCAGCUUGAAGGCUCAUAUGUAACCUGGUGGGUUGCUUUGCGUCAGGAUGUUUUCUAAGACACAACUCAUGGCCACCGUCUGAAUGUUUGCCAGCUGUGUCAAAUGGAACACUUGGCAUGUGUUGUUUUGUGGGCGGGUUUCAAUGUAUGUCUGUUCCUGUGUGCGUGAGAUUGUAAAUAUGUGUGUGUGUGUGUUUUUGUAAAUAGAUCCGUGCGUGUGUGUGUGUGCUUGGGUGUGUCUGCCUGCAUCCAGCCCUUAACAAGGGUGAAUUUUUCCAUCUUUGCCAGAUGUUUUUACUCUGAGCACGCAGUGGGGCGCUAAACUAUUCUGUAUCAUACUCAGAUAUAGAGAUUGCAAGGGGUUCGUUCACUUCAAAAGACCUGAGCUUCGCAAAUUAUUUAGUGAGACUUGCUGCAGCCCCAUAACUUUAAUAAGUGGUGAAGUGUGUAUGGAAGAAAAUCAGACCCCCACCAUGGGUAAUUAAUACUGUGGUGAGCAUAACCGGAUCACAGGGGUACUUAAACUGUUUCAUCACGUCAAUUUCAGCAUAUUCCUGGGACGUAACCACUGCACUCUCAGAAAGAUUCCUUCAUUUAAUUUAGGAUAGGGAUCACAGAUCCUGGUGCGUUCUUUUCCGUGCAAGGUCAGAGUGCGACACACCUCCAAAUGGGCUGCAACCCAUUGUUCAAGGAACGCUGCUGGAUCUUAUUUCCUCGAUUGUUGAAAGUUGCCGUUGGUUCAAUGUGAUGAUCUUCCUCUGUGUUGAAAUGCUAAACGUGUUAUUUUCAUUCCUGUAAUUUACAUUGGAGCUACAUAAUUGCUUUCAUUCUUUCUGAUCGCUUAACGUGUGAAAUCACAAAAGAUGCAGUGUGUCUCUUUGACUGGUCACAGUGUACCAUUGAAUAGAAGCAACGAUCAUUUAAGAGUCAGUGAUUACGGUAAACGGGACUUUUGUUAUAUUAACAAAAUUCCUCCAAAGCAUAUUGUAUGAACAUGCUUGAAACGAUCCACAUUUGUGGAAGGUUUCGAUUUUUCAUGGGAAAGGAAUCCACUCUGUAUUCUGUACUUUAAAUAAAUAAACGCUACGUUGAAAAAACGAUUCGCCUUUGA
Messenger RNA from Gadus macrocephalus (Pacific cod), 2730 nucleotides. Its product is annotated as LHFPL tetraspan subfamily member 2a protein-like. Bases 593 to 1255 code for a protein of 220 amino acids. NCBI's taxonomy places the organism in Eukaryota, Metazoa, Chordata, Actinopteri, Gadiformes, Gadidae. Gene Ontology annotation, cellular component: membrane. The transcript is spliced from 3 exons. The record is from RefSeq and is a predicted model, not a curated record.